CCAAGUUCUAAAAAUGAAACUGAAUCCUGAUGUUGUUUAACUGACCUAAAAUCACAAGCACAUACAUACAAGCAGUUGAUGACUAUUAGAUGGGAUUAUCUCUCAGAAGCUUAUAUUUAGCAGUUUAUCCAGGUUUUGUCCCAGUUGUUGCUGACUGUGGUGACCCUGUGUCAUUUUAGGGAGCUGAUUUUGUGGAAUUUGAUGUUCAGCUUAGUAAAGAUCACGUGCCAGUGGUUUAUCAUGAUUUGAGAGUGUGUCUUACUCUAAAAAAGAAACAUGGUAAGGAGAUUGAUAUGUUUCAUAUUCCAGUGAGAGAGCUGACCCUGCAGCAGUUACAAAGUCUUAAACUUUCUCACCCUGCCGAAGUCAAGGAAGUACACUCAGAUCAUGAUAUGGAGACAGUGGACCCAUUAGAACACCAGCCCUUUCCAACUCUACAGCAGUUGUUUGAAACAUUGGACGAACACAUUGGGUUCAACAUUGAGGUGAAAUAUGCCAUGCAACUUAGGACUGGCACCUAUGAGGAAGACCAGGUUCACUAUACUGAGAGAAACCACUACAUUGACCACAUCCUGCAGUGUAUUCUGGACAAUGCUGGGUCUAGGAGGAUCAUACUGUCCUGCUUUGAUCCUAAUGUCUGCACUAUGUAAGUACAACCUAAGGGCGCAUUCAGAACAAUUGGAUCCUUGGACUAACAGAUCUGUGGAUCAAAUAUGGCGCCACC
Molecule: messenger RNA, 724 nt
Organism: Lingula anatina
Lineage: Eukaryota; Metazoa; Brachiopoda; Lingulata; Lingulida; Lingulidae
Product: glycerophosphocholine phosphodiesterase GPCPD1
Biological process (GO): glycerophospholipid catabolic process
Molecular function (GO): starch binding; glycerophosphocholine phosphodiesterase activity
Source: RefSeq, a predicted model, not a curated record